AUGCGCGGAGACGUCCUCUUUUUCGCUGCUGCUCGGUGGCUCCGGACCUCGCGUCCUCCUGAUCGCUCUCUCAUCAACUCUGCAAACAACAGAAGACGGUUCAUGGCUCUGGCCGCCGCGCCACCAUCUUUCGGGCUGCGGAGGGUGUUCCUGACGAUUAAUCAACAGGUCACUUCAGGUGGAACGUUCAUUGGCAUUGGACGGAAAACUCCAGAUUGCCAAGGCAACACCAAGUAUUUCCGCUGCAAAUUCUGCAAUUUCACUUACAUGGGCAACUUCACUGAACUAGAACAACAUUUUCUUCAGACUCACCCGAAUAAAAUCAAAGUGUCUCUCCAGUCCUCUGAGGGCGUGAAAGCUUCAGAGAAAAACUCUAACAAAUCCAUCCCCGUGCUUUCGAGCCAGUGACUCUGGGAUGUAGGAAAGUGGCAGGACAAAAUGACAGUCAAAGCUGGAGAUGACACCCCCGUCGGCUACUCAGUGCCCAUCAAGCCCCUCGAUUCCUCACGACAAAAUGGUACAGAGGCCACCAGUUAUUACUGGUGUAAAUUUUGUAGUUUCAGCUGUGAGUCAUCUAGCUCUCUUAAGCUGCUAGAACGAUAUGGCAAGCAGCAUGGAGCAGUGCAGUCGGGUGGCCUUAAUCCAGAGUUGAAUGACAAGCUUCCCAGGGGCUCUGUCAUUAAUCAGAAUGAUCUAGCCAAAGUUGUAGAAGGAGAGCCAUUGACCAAGCCAGAUAAGGCCUCUAGUGGAGCUAAAAGAAGGACUUCCCCAGCAAGGGAGCAGAGGAUAAAUAUGGUAACAAGCUAUAACUGUCAGUUCUGUGACUUUAGAUAUUCCAAAAGCCAUGGCCCUGAUGUGAGUGUGGGUCCACUUCUCCGUCAUUAUCAGCAACUCCAUAACAUCCACAAGUGUACCAUUAAGCACUGUCCAUUCUGUCCCCGAGGCCUUUGCAGCCCAGAAAGCACCUUGGGAGAAAUGUACUCAUAAAUAAAAAUCCGUUUGCUUUGUAGAAAGAGUAAUUGUUCCCACUGUGCCCUGUGGCUGUUGCACUUGUCUCCUGGGGUGGCCGGCAGUUCCAGAGUCCCACACCAAUGCCACAAGUGUUCCUUCUCUACCCCUGAUGUAGAAUGUGCUUCCUUUCACUAUGAGACCGUGCAUGAGUCCCAAGCAUCCGACGUCAAACAAGAAGCAAAUCACCUGCUAGGAUCGGACGGGCAAGCAGGGCGGUCAGGGAAAGCAAGGACACUCGUGUACCAAAUGUGAUUUAUAACCCAGGUGGAAGAAGAGAUCUCUAGACACUACAGGAGAGCACACAGCUGCUAUAAAUGUCGUCAGUGCAGUUUCACAGCUGCGGACACUCAGUCACUAUUGGAGCACUUCAACACAGUUCACUGCCAGGAACAAGAAGUCACUACGGCUAAUGGCGAAGAGGAUGGCCAUGCCAUACCCACCAUCAAAGAAGAGCCCAAAAUUGACCUCAAGGUCUACAGUCUGCUAAACCCAGACUCUAAAAUGGGAGAGACAGUUCCCGAGAGCAUAGUCAAAAGAGAGAAACUUGAUGACAAGGAAGGGCUGAAAGAUAAAAUCUGGACUGAGAGUUCAACUGAUGACCUUCGUGGUGUGGCUUGGAGAGGCUCGGACAUCCUACGGGGAAGUCCAUCCUACACUCAAGCAAGCCUAGGGCUCUUGACGCCUGUGUCCAGCUCUCAAGAGCAGACAAAGACUCUGAGGGACAGCCCCAAUGUUGAAGCUGCCCACCUGGCACGACCUAUGUAUGGCUUGGCAGUAGAUACCAAGAGCUUCCUGCAAGGGGCUCCUGCUGGCGGCGAGAAGUCGACAUCUCUCACCCAGCAGUAUCCUGCUUCUGGAGAGAGCAAGACCAAGGAUGAAUCCCAGUCGCUGUUACGGAGGCGAAGAGGCUCUGGUGUAUUUUGUGCCAAUUGCCUGACCACAAAGACCUCUCUCUGGCGAAAGAAUGCAAAUGGCGGAUAUGUAUGCAAUGCAUGUGGUCUCUACCAGAAACUUCACUCGACUCCCAGGCCUUUAAACAUCAUUAAACAAAACAAUGGCGAGCAGAUUAUUAGAAGACGGACAAGAAAGCGCCUUAACCCAGAGGCACUUCAGGCUGAGCAGCUCAACAAACAGCAGAGGGGAAGUGGGGAGGAGCAGGUCAAUGGAAGCCCCUUAGAGAGGAGGUCAGAAGAUCACUUAAGUGAAAGUCAUCAGAGAGAAAUUCCACUUCCGAGCCUGAGUAAAUACGAAGCCCAGGGUUCAUUGACUAAAAGCCAUUCUGCUCAGCAGCCAGUCCUGGUCAGCCAAACUCUGGAUAUUCACAAAAGGAUGCAGCCUUUGCACAUUCAGAUAAAAAGUCCUCAGGAAAGUAGUGGAGAUCCAGGAAAUAGUUCAUCCAUCUCUGAUGGGAAAGGAAGUUCUGAAAGAGGCAGUCCCAUAGAAAAGUACAUGAGACCUGCAAAGCACCCCAACUAUUCUCCACCAGGCAGCCCCAUCGAAAAGUACCAAUACCCGCUUUUUGGAGUUCCUUUUGUACAUAAUGACUUCCAGAGUGAAGCUGAUUGGCUACGGUUUUGGAGUAAAUAUAAGCUCUCCGUUCCUGGGAAUCCGCACUACUUGAGUCAUGUGCCUGGCUUACCAAAUCCUUGCCAAAACUAUGUGCCUUAUCCCACCUUCAAUCUGCCUCCUCAUUUCUCAGCUGUUGGAUCAGACAAUGACAUUCCUCUAGAUUUGGCGAUCAAGCAUUCCAGACCUGGGCCAACUGCAAAUGGUGCCUCCAAGGAGAAAACCAAGGCAGCACCAAAUGUCAAAAAUGAAGGUCCCUUGAAUGUAGUUAAGACGGAGAAAGUUGACAAAAGCACUCAAGAUGAACUUUCAACGAAAUGCGUGCACUGUGGCAUUGUUUUUCUGGAUGAAGUGAUGUAUGCUUUGCAUAUGAGUUGCCAUGGUGACAGUGGACCUUUCCAGUGCAGCAUAUGCCAGCAUCUUUGCACGGACAAAUAUGACUUCACAACACAUAUCCAGAGGGGCCUGCAUAGGAACAAUGCACAAGCAGAAAAAAAUGGAAAACCUAAAGAGUAAAACCUUAGCACUUAGCACAAUUAAAUAGAAAUAGGUUUUCUUGAUGGGAAUUCAAUAGCUUGUAAUGUCUUAUGAAGACCUAUUAAAAAAUAAUUCAUAGAGCCUGCCUUAUCCAACAUGAAAUUCCCUUUUUUAAAAUUUCUUUCUUUUGAUGAGUAGGUUACCAAGAUUUUAAAAUGAAACAUAUGGUCAGUGAGAAAUAAUGGAAUACAUAAUUUUUUUAAAAAGGAAAUCUAGAGUGAAAACUAUCUUACCUAACGUAUACUGCAGAAUCUCUAUAAAGAGGUCCACCAAAUUAUAGCUAUUUUGUUUGUAAAGAUACAAAUACUCUCUAGAAUUUGAAAGAGUUUACAUACUAUCAUAUGACAGCAGUGUUAGGCUGGCUAUUGGCCCAUACAUUCAGAAACCUGUAAUAGAUCGCCUACAUCUAAAAAUAUCAUGAAAUCCCAGCCAAAUGAAAAGAAAAUGAAUCUCCAGGGCAAACGGAAGAAAAAAAAAUGGCACCUCUGAAAUUAGUCUCCUCUCAUUGACCAUGUUUCAGGUUUAGACCUCAAAAUGUGAACUGUGGGUUAGGCUUGUUGAGCAAGCAGUAAGAAUGGUGACAGUUGGUGGCACAAUGUUUUUUGGCCAGCCCUGCCUGUACAUACACAUACACACCCUCUUUGAUAUUUUCGUCCUUUAGAUGUUCCAGUACUCGGUAGUCAUUUUGUUUGCGGUUUAGAUUCAUUUUGUUCAAAUAUAUCCAUUCUUAAGACAAUGUCCUCAGUGCUUAUGUAGUAAUAUUAUUUUAGCCAGAUAUUUCUUUCUUGUUGAUGAUAAACUGGUUUGGAAUUUUUUUUUUUUUAAAUCUCCUGUUGGUCACUAAUCUCUCUUGGCACAUUGCAACUAAAGCAAUCCGCUCAACUUCAAAAGACUAGAUAAAUAUAAAUGUCAGGCCACGGCUUUAAUUUGCUGAGAACACAUGGUAUUUCUCCACAAGGUAACCUGCUGUAUUUAUUUAUUUUCUUUUGGUUAAAUAUAAUUCCCAAACUUUGUGGUCAGGCAGCAUGCAAGGUUACGUUACCACAGACUGACAGUUGGUAUAUGUACCAAUCAAUCCCUUCAUUAGAUUUAUACAGGUUUAGUUGAGUAGCAUUAAGUAGGCUUCUUAGAAGUAUGUCUUCAUAGUACUUUUAAUACUUAAGGCUUUGUAAAAAAAAAAAAAAAAAAAAAAAAAAAAAAAAACUAUCCAUGAAGGGAGAGCUCCUCAGCAUAACUGCUCAGGGAAAUAGGGCUAAAUAAUUGAACAUUAAAUAAUUGGUUUAAGGUGCUGUUAGUCGAGCCUCAAUGCUUGCUACAAGGAUGUAUGUACAAGGACUGACUUUAAUAAUUUGCAUUAUAUUGUCCCAACCAGUAGUUUAUUUUUUGCCACAGAGAUGUAGAAGAUAUUACAAGCUACUGGAUGCACUGUCAGAUUAACUUAUUUCAUUAAAGAAGUUGGGAGAACAAAUAGGAAAAAAAAACUUAUUUUUCUAGUAAAUAUUAAUGUAUUACAUUUCAAAUAAUGGUGCCUGACAUAUUGAAUAAUUAUUUUCUACAGUGUACGUAUGCAACAAAGAUAUUCCAUCAUGCAUUAGAGUCAGUUCUGGCUCUGCCUAGCUGUUUACAUUUGCAAAUGUAGCAAACAAGGUAAUGAAGCAACUAUUUCUAUUGCAGUAGGUAUCUCUAGUGUGUAUGUGUGUGCGUGUGUGUAUGUGUGCAUUAAAGUUGUAAACGGUAACAUGAAACAAAGGAAGUUCUCAAUGUAAUGGUGUGGAAAACAAGAAGGAAAUGAAAAUAUUUUUAUGCCUACUUAGGAUACAAGGGUAGCACUAUUCAUUCCAAGUACUUUUUUUUUUUUUUUUAAUUUUAAGCUCUUAACUCCCAUUGUUAUGCUUAAGAUGAUAAACAUAUAUCCUCUUUUUAUUGCUUUGUCUAUGUUUCAGAUGAAACAUUUCAGAAGUUAUUUUGAUAAGUGUUGCUGGAAUCUGCAGCACGGAUGUUUUUAUUGCAUUCUGUAGUGGCAUUUGCACUCCAGUUUUACAUUCAUUCGCAGUUGCUUUUGUAUUGUUUUGUUGGGUUGGGUUUGGCUUCUUUCUCACGAUGCGGGAGUCUCAUUUCUUAGAGUUGGAUGGCAGGUAGAGUUAACCAGUCUGUGACUGUUACAGCGAAUGAAGUUUAAAAACUAUCUUCCUGAUGCUAUGUUGUCCUCAUCUUCAUUCUCUCAUUUUUUGUUUAUUUUUCAUGUUUAAAA
This is a messenger RNA of Arvicanthis niloticus (Nile rat), 5365 nucleotides long. The record is from RefSeq and is a predicted model, not a curated record. Lineage: Eukaryota; Metazoa; Chordata; Mammalia; Rodentia; Muridae.